Trichoderma gamsii is the source of this 660-nucleotide messenger RNA. RefSeq lists its product as hypothetical. Lineage: Eukaryota; Fungi; Ascomycota; Sordariomycetes; Hypocreales; Hypocreaceae. Gene Ontology annotation, molecular function: carbon-sulfur lyase activity. The record is from RefSeq and is a predicted model, not a curated record. Bases 1 to 660 code for a protein of 219 amino acids. The transcript has a single exon.
AUGAGCGAUUCAACUCCAACCCGCCGCCCCUUCCACGGCUCGUGCCACUGCGGCUCCGUCAAGUACAUCGUCUUCCUGACGCUCCCCCACAAACCGCCCUCCAAUGCCAACGAUGACCGCAUGACCCCUGCCGCCGACUCGUCCCGCUCCGAGCAAGAGUUCUACCGCUGCAACUGCACGGCGUGCCACAAGGCCGGCCACUUCCACAUGCGCACGAACUGGGCCCCGGAGGACUUUCUGCUGCUCUCGCCGCUGGAUCCCUUGGCCGAGCUCGGAGACUACACGUGCUACUCCGGAACUAUCCACUGGCUGUUCUGCAAGCGGUGCGGCGGGCGGUGCUUCCUCUUUGCCGGCAAGGGGGAGACGGCCGAGGUAGACUUGGACGAGAUGGGUAUCAGGGACGGAGAUGGCGGCAAGAUGGGCAAGAGAACCGUCUGGCGGCCCAAGGCGGAGGGCUGGAGCGAGGACAGCGGGAGCGAGGACGGCGAGUCGAGGUGUUAUCUGAGUGUCAAUGGCUAUACCGUCGAUGCGGCGCAGGAGGGAUUUGAGCUGGGCGAGUUCACGGCCAACAAAUGGGUCGCGUACGUGGACUGCCUGGAGCUGCAUGGGCCGGAGCAGGAGCCGCGAUAUGAUAAGCCUUUCGAAGGCGGCGCAUUCUGA